Messenger RNA from Pyrus x bretschneideri (Chinese white pear), 733 nucleotides. Its product is annotated as dnaJ homolog subfamily C member 7 homolog. The transcript has a single exon. NCBI's taxonomy places the organism in Eukaryota, Viridiplantae, Streptophyta, Magnoliopsida, Rosales, Rosaceae. Bases 1 to 663 code for a protein of 220 amino acids. The record is from RefSeq and is a predicted model, not a curated record.
AUGGCCAUCGGCAGCAGCAGAAUCCCCAGCAACUCCAUUCCUCAAGCAUUGUGUCCUGAUCACAUCACCAACCUCACGCAGAUGGCAGCGAUCAAGGCCCAAGAGGCUGCUGAAGCUUAUUUCACACUUGGAAACUUCGAAUAUGCAAUCAUGCAAGCCAAGACAGCGAAAGAGUUCGAUCCAGAUUUGCAUGGUAUCGAAAACCACAUGAACGCAUACCAAGUUCAUUCUGCCGUGUCACACAAGGAAAACUUGUACCGUGUUCUCGGCAUCGAAAACCCUACAGUUGCUGACUCGGAAACCAUCAAGAAACAAUACAAGAGAUUGGCACUUGCCUUGCACCCCGACAAGAAUGGAUCAAUGGCCGCCGAGGGUGCUUUCAAGCAUGUUAAGGCAGCGUGGGACGUUCUCUCUGACCCAGCAAAAAGAGAGGCUUACGACAAAUCUUUGAGACGACAGUUUCAAGCGGUUCAUGGUUCCAAUAAGCGCAGAGCUAGUGAGUGCAAACCAGCACAGCCGCAGAGGUCCAGUGCCUUCCCUCGCAAAAGGGCCAGUCCUGGCGGUGAUGGGAGCUGCUACAAGAAAACAAUUAAGAUUAUAAGAAAAUGUAAUCCAGGCCAAAAGGCAACUGUGAUGAUGGUGUCCGUAUGCCGAGUGGCUUAAUGUCCUCGCUUUGUACUUAAUUUGCCUCCUUGAAAUUUUGGAGUGCUUACUGUUGUAUAUGUACUUUUUA